Phodopus roborovskii (desert hamster) is the source of this 1282-nucleotide messenger RNA. It is a transcript of the gene Polr1c, whose product is annotated as RNA polymerase I and III subunit C. NCBI's taxonomy places the organism in Eukaryota, Metazoa, Chordata, Mammalia, Rodentia, Cricetidae. The transcript is spliced from 9 exons. The coding region runs from base 71 to 1111 and encodes 346 amino acids. The record is from RefSeq and is a predicted model, not a curated record. Gene Ontology annotation, cellular component: RNA polymerase I complex; RNA polymerase III complex. Gene Ontology annotation, molecular function: protein dimerization activity; DNA binding. Gene Ontology annotation, biological process: DNA-templated transcription.
CCCGGAGACGGCGACGGGCCGCUUGUACGCAGGCGCGGAGUCGGAGGCGUCGCGCGGUGACUGGUGGAACAUGGCGGCUUCGCAGGCAGUGGAGGAGAUGCGGACACGCGUGGUUCUAGGAGAGUUCGGGGUUCGCAAUGUCCAUACCACUGACUUUCCCGGUAACUAUUCGGGUUACGAUGAUGCCUGGGACCAGGACCGCUUCGAGAAGAAAUUCCGUGUGGACGUCGUACAUAUGGAUGAAAAUACAUUGGAGUUCGACAUGGUGGGAAUUGAUGCUGCCAUUGCUAAUGCUUUCCGGAGAAUUCUGUUAGCUGAGGUGCCAACAAUGGCGGUGGAAAAGGUUCUGGUGUACAAUAACACAUCCAUUGUCCAGGAUGAGAUCCUUGCUCACCGCCUAGGGCUCAUCCCCAUUCUUGCUGAUCCACGUCUGUUUGAGUAUCGGAACCAAGGGGAGGAAACAGGAACAGAGAUAGACACACUGCAGUUUCGGCUGCAGGUCAGGUGUACCAAGAAUCCCAAUGCUGCUAAGGAUUCUUCUGACCCCAGUGAACUCUAUGUGAACCACAAAGUAUAUUCCAGGCAUAUGACGUGGAUCCCCUUGGGAAAUCAGGCCGAUGUUUUCCCAGAGGGCACAAUUCGCCCAGUGCAUGACGACAUCCUCAUCGCUCAACUUCGGCCUGGCCAGGAGAUCGACUUGCUUGUGCACUGCGUCAAGGGCAUUGGCAAAGAUCACGCCAAGUUCUCACCGGUGGCAACAGCUAGCUACAGGCUCCUGCCAGACAUCACCCUGCUUGAACCUGUAGAAGGGGAGGCAGCUGAGGAGCUGAGCCGGUGCUUCUCACCCGGUGUGAUUGAGGUACAGGAAGUACAAGGUAAAAAGUUGGCCAGAGUUGCCAAUGCUCGUCUGGAUACCUUCAGCAGAGAAAUAUUCCGGAAUGAGAAGCUGAAGAAGGCUGUGCGGCUUGCCCGUGUUCGGGACCAUUAUAUCUUUUCUGUGGAGUCCACUGGAGUUUUGCCACCAGAUGUGUUGGUGAGUGAAGCCAUCAAAAUCCUGAUGGGGAAAUGCAGGAAGUUUUUGGAUGAACUAGACGCAGUUCAGAUGGGCUGACGUUUCCAGGAUAGCGAGGCAGCUCCUGGACAACCAUCUUUCACCACUGCAUGGAUGUGCCUACUGCAACUAGAGGUUCAAUUCUCAGUCAAUACAUUUUAUUAAAUGUGCCACAGAUUAAGACUUAUGCCUUUGUAAGGCCUUUGUAAAUAAACGGAUAACCUAGCACAA